This is a messenger RNA of Uloborus diversus, 776 nucleotides long. RefSeq names its product heme-binding protein 2-like. Bases 128 to 748 code for a protein of 206 amino acids. The transcript has 5 exons. Lineage: Eukaryota; Metazoa; Arthropoda; Arachnida; Araneae; Uloboridae. The record is from RefSeq and is a predicted model, not a curated record.
AUUUUCAUCGAUGCCGACAAAAUAAAAUUCGUGGUAAACAUUGGGAACCGAGGAGAUAACACAUUUAUUUAAGGAAGCCAUUUCAGUAGAAUUUAAAUAUUCUUCGUUCGACACAAUUAUUGUGAACAUGUUGAAAGUGGCCGCUUUGGUAAUAUUUGCCAGCGUUGUUGUGAGCGGAUGUAGGUACAAAGACUCGGAAUGCGCCGACUACGUAGUUGUUGAGCAACAUGCAGAUUAUGAAAUUCGUUCCUAUCCAGCGUUGACCUGGGUGAUGACAAGCGAAGAAUCUCGAGUACCAAGAAUUGCUAAAUUCAAAACAUUCAGAAGGCUUUUCAAUUAUAUCAGCGGCGAGAACGAUCAAGGUAUAAAGAUCAAUAUGACUGUGCCUGUCCGAAUGAGAUCUACAAAAACUGAUGGCAAAACCACACUUGAGAUGAGCUUUUUACUACCAUCGGUGGUUUCAUCAAGUCCUCCUGUUCCCAAUGAUAAAAGUCUCACUGUAUCUGCAGAAGAUCCCACUUUAUAUGCUGUUAGGACAUUCAAAGGAUACGUUUGGAGGGAGAAGACUUGGGCUGAAGAAGCUGCCAAACUGUCUGAAAGUUUGAGGAAUGACGAAACAGUAGAUAAAAGUUAUUACUAUCAAGUUGGAUACGACGCUCCUUUCGAAUUCUUUGAAAGGCGGAACGAAAUUUGGAUGGUGAAACCGAACGGGGAAAAUUUCUCUAAUGAAGUGCCUGACAAUAAAUAAGAACUUGUUUCAUAAGAUAUGAAGUUGU